CGCCACUGGGUGUCGCCGGUGCACGUCCAACAACUUGUCAACAUGCUGUACAAAUGUUCGGCUGCUAGCUUCGCCUGUGUGGUUGUCCGGAUGGCUGCUUUACCUUUAUAACUCGGAACAAUUCAGCACCUAAGGGAAUGACACUCCGAGGACCUCCGUAUUGUCAUACGGAGACAUGAUGGAAUAAAACACAACUUGACAAGAUGGAGAAGGUUGCGGACGAAAAUAGGGGCAUUGCGAUGGAGAGCAAAGUGACACCUGCUGAGCCAACUUUUCAUCCAAAGAGGAGAAACGAGUCAGCUGGGAAACACAACAGCUCAACUCGUCAUGGGAUCUUUGCACACCAGCACAAGCCAGCAGGCAACCAGGCUGGUCUGCAAUCCAAGCAGAGUCCGUCAAACAUUAACGGAGCGAUGACGGGAAAAGGAGGUGACUUGCCCUGGAGGCAUAGAGCGCAGUCAGAGGCGUCAACAAGGAGCGUGCAAAGCUCAGCAAACGCACAGAGAAGAGGUUGUGGAGACUCCAGAUUGGCCCCGACCUCGGCGAGGAGUUCAAAACCCGCUCAGGCUGACUUGGCCCGUUUUGAGGUGAAGAUAGCCGACUUUCCAGAGCUAGCUGCCGUCCCGCCAAGUAGUGCCGGCGCCCCGCUUGUUCUCACAAAGCGCUGGGGGCCAAAUCUUUCACCGGAGAGAUGCCAACAUCCCCCCAAGUGGGCAUCACCCGGGAUGGCCAUCAGGAAAUCAUCCCCAACUCUGCCUGACUCCCCAAAAACUGAUCAUCACAUCCUUGGCAACUCCUCAAGUCAACCAGGAGUGACGUCGUGGGCAAACGUUGCCUCGCAGCCGGCAAAAAAACCCUUACAGAAGGAAAAUGCAGUCAGCAGCCAAAUGCCGACGGAGGACACGGCCACACAGCCACAGGAGGGAAUGGCAGGGAAGAAAAAGCGAAAGAAAAAGAAGAAGAGAUCAAAAGACAUAGGCGAAGGUUCCGAAGCUGAGCCGGAAGAUUCAGCACUUCCACAGGAGCCUCCCAGGUUCGAGGAUGAAGAGGAGUUUCCAGGUCUGGCUCCAGCUCAGAUGUGGACACCGAGCAAAAACACUGUUAAGGAGAACCAGCAAAAUGAACCGUCCCCUUCCGCCCAAACACCGUCCACAGAGGCAGCAAAGAAAGCACAGAAAGCUGAGAAGACGUCUGGGAAGAAGAGCAAAGCUCCCGUGCAGCUGGACAUCGGCAACAUGCUGUCCGUCCUUCAAAGCCAGCAAAAAUCUCACAAGGCCAAGCAGAACGUCAUCUCAGUGGGUGGAGGACUUCCUGUCAGCCACAAGCAAGCAACACACCCCAAGAGGACGCCCAGGGAGCAGGACAAAAUAGCCCACAACCCCCUGGACUCCACCAGCCCCUUGGUGAAGAAAGGCAAGCAGAGGGAGGUGCCCAAAGCCAAGAAACCUACUGCUCUUAAGAAGGUCAUCCUCAAAGAAAGAGAGGAGAGGAAGCAGAGACGUUUACUGGAGGAGAGAGCUCCACUGCCUGAAAAUGAGUCCACAGUCAUACAGGACUUUGCAGAGAACGAACAGGGUGACGCAAGUCUGAUAGGUCAGAAGGAGGACUUGGAUUGUCUUUUGGGAGGUCAUGAACUGCAAGUAAGCACACAUGAAACGGAGACAGGGGAGGCUGACGAGCGGCAAAGCAUUCAGGGCGCUUCCAUCGCCACGCCCGAUCGACCCAAAAUCCACAGCAGGAAGUUCAGAGAGUACUGCAGCCAGAUGCUGAGCAAAGACGUGGACCAAUGCGUGACGUCGCUGCUGAGGGAGCUGGUUCGCUUCCAGGACCGCCUCUACCAGAAGGACCCUAUGAAGGCCCGCAUGAAGAGGCGCCUGGUCAUGGGCCUCCGAGAGGUACUGAAGCACCUGAAGCUCAGGAAGGUCAAGUGCGUCAUCAUCUCUCCCAACUGUGAGCGCGUCCAGGCCAAAGGAGGUCUGGAUGAGGCUCUUCACACCAUUAUCGACACUUGUCGGGACCAAGAAGUGCCCUUCGUCUUCGCCCUCUCCCGCAAAGCUUUAGGCCGCUGCGUCAACAAGACGGUGCCCGUCAGCCUGGUGGGCAUCUUCAACUACGACGGCGCACAGGACUACUAUCACAAGAUGAUAGAGUUGUCGUCCGAAGCCAGGCAAGCGUACGAGGCCAUGCUGGCAAGCGUGGAGCUGCAUGGGCGUGGAGAUCAGGACCCUGACCUGGAGGAGCAGAGCAUGGCCAAGCUGAGCGAGGCUGAGCAGUCGGAGCCAGAGUCAGAGGAGCCAGGAUACAGCCAAUUGUGGAGGAAACUGUUGGAGAAGGACUGCAACUUCGAAUUGUUGAACUUCAACACGUGGCCCAGCUUCACCCACUCGGACGGCGAAUGUAUCAAGCACACCGACGAAGACGAAAAGAGCUGACAUCGGCGAAGGUGCGGUGAGGUCCCUCAGCUCAAAUGUUUACCGGAAAUCAAGUUACCUGCAAACUUUCCGGGAUUAUCAAUGAAAGUAUUGGAUUUAAAGGAUGUCCAAACUUUGACAUUUGACCCCAGGAGGUCUCAUUGCUACAUUUUCUCACUGGUAAUUUCUCAUCAAGUCUUUUGAUGAGACUUUUACUUGUGACUUCACAGGACCAAGCCAAUCUCUCAAAUCCUAUAAUAUGAAUUUCCUUACGUUUUUUUUUUGGUUGACUGCAAUAUUUCUGUUAAAGUUGAAAUAGUGUGGGUUUUAGAAAUAAUUAUUUAAGAAGUAGCCAAGCUGUGAAAGUGUCAUCAUGAGUGGUCCUCAGGUGUGUGUGAAACAGACUGGAUCUGUAGAAGCCGUGAUAAAACACGCUUACUCUGGCUUAGCUUUGAUAAUAUCAUGUGUUAUUAGUGGCAGUCAUCGUUGGAAGGAAAUCACGUGAGUUUAAUGACAUUCAUGUGUGGAAAAAUAUCAAAUGAUUACAUAGAAAAUACAUUGGGGGUAAAAAAGGAAGCUAAUUAACUUUUCAAUAUUGGUGAUUUCUUUCAAAAAAGCUAUGAUAAAAUUGUGUUUUUAUGAAAUGGUUUUCAUAGCUUAGAUGAAUAUCUGCUAAGGCAUUACUGUGGUAACGGAAAGGUCUUAUUUUUUCUUUGCUUAACGUAGUUUAAGCUGUGUUUAACUUCUUUUGUUGAAUGAACUAAAUAUGAAAUGAAGAACAAA
This is a messenger RNA of Doryrhamphus excisus (bluestripe pipefish), 3194 nucleotides long. Its product is annotated as selenocysteine insertion sequence-binding protein 2-like. Gene Ontology annotation, cellular component: ribonucleoprotein complex; mitochondrion. Gene Ontology annotation, molecular function: selenocysteine insertion sequence binding; ribonucleoprotein complex binding; mRNA 3'-UTR binding. Gene Ontology annotation, biological process: selenocysteine incorporation. NCBI's taxonomy places the organism in Eukaryota, Metazoa, Chordata, Actinopteri, Syngnathiformes, Syngnathidae. The record is from RefSeq and is a predicted model, not a curated record.